Messenger RNA from Rosa chinensis, 373 nucleotides. RefSeq lists its product as uncharacterized. The record is from RefSeq and is a predicted model, not a curated record. The transcript has 4 exons. The coding region runs from base 2 to 373 and encodes 123 amino acids. Lineage: Eukaryota; Viridiplantae; Streptophyta; Magnoliopsida; Rosales; Rosaceae.
GAUGUUAUCGAAGGAGCUUGGUAAUUACAGACAUGCUCUUACUGAUGCUGAGGAAGCAAUUAGGCUCAGAAACACUAAUGUCAAGUUCUAUUCUCCAAUUUCUGCUUGGUUGAACCGUUUGCUACACUUGCAGUUUCAGAGGCUCUUUCCGAGGAUUUGCAGGUGGGUCUAUGAAGGAGUCAUUGAUGAUCGUUAUGGUGAAUGUUUCAUUGCUGAGAACAAAUCUCUUCAAAAGAUGCUGUUUAAGGGUUUUCCCGAUGCUUGUGAUUCAUUGAUGGUUCUGAGGAAUGGUGCACUGGACAUAAAGACAGAGCCUUUAGUAAGCACAUUUAGUUGCUUCAAAUUGGAGACACUUCUCCUUGCACUCUUUUAA